AAAGUAGACCCGGAAGUUUUCCUCUGCCUACUUAUUUGCGUAGUUUAAUAACAAAUUAAAAAGAGCUAUACUCGUAGAACAUGGCGCCGAGCGGCUCGUCAGACGUGUAGAUCACAGAUUCACGUCGAGGUAUAGCUCGUGAAACCAGCCGCAGAAUCGUGGGUCCAGCUCCUGUAAAGCAUGGAGGAGCUCUACACUUUAGAGAAGGAGGUAGGACGAGGCAGCUAUGGCGUGGUCUUUGAGGGACAUAUGGUCAAAACAGGACAGAAGGUGGCCAUUAAGCGGCUGCCCUGCAGCAACCCGGAGUGCAUUGAGCUCUACCUGCAAGAGCUGUGGGCCAUGAGAGCCACAGCCAAGAACCACAUCAACGUCAUUGCACUCCACAGCUGCCUCCUGCAGACAGGCCCCAGAAGCUUGAAGCCCCUGAAACCAGGGAAACUGCCUCUACGUCUGGUUGAGAGUGUGCUGAAGGGCAGUGUGGUGGGGGCAGCACAAAGUCAGGAAAGGAUUCACGCCCAAUCGACCGCCAUGAAGAGGACGUAUUCUCUCCCCAGGCUUCAGGACAGGACCAACACUGUCCAAGUCAGGCCUAAGCUCCAGGACACAACAAAAUCAAAUGCAUCUGAUGCUACAACCCCGCAACGGCCUCAAAACCAAGCCAGAAAGAGACGGGCCCAGAGCGAGGGGGAGCAGCCGGGACCCCUGCGAUGCCUGGCCCUGUGGCUCGUGAUGGAGUACUGUGACGGGGGCGACUUGAAUCAGUACCUGCUCUCCAGGCCGCCAGAUGCCCAGCGUAACCACAGUGUGGUGCGACAGCUUUGCCGAGCUGUGGCCUUCCUGCAUGGCCUUGGCAUCACCCAUCGAGACCUGAAGCCCGACAAUGUGCUGGUGUGUGUCACAUCAAAAGGCCCUGUCGUCAAGGUGGCAGACUUUGGUCUGAGCAAGAUGAGUGAAGGUCUGGUGGACGGGGUUGAAAACAUGCAGCACUUCUCAUCCACCUGUGGCUCCGACUUUUACAUGGCUCCAGAGGUGUGGGGAGGACUGACCUACACGGCCCAGGCGGACAUCUUCUCGCUAGGUGUGAUGUUCUGGGCGGUUCUGGAAAGAAUAACCUUUCUGCAAGAAGGGACCACACAGGAACAGCUGGGCGCCUACGUGUGUAAGGGUCGCUCGGGCUGGUUGAUGCCGCUGGGGGAAGCCUUGUGGGAGAACGCCGACCUCCAGCUGUGUAUCCCAAUGAAGUUUAAGAGAGCACCCCCGCUGCCACCCCCUCCCGGUCCAUCUACGUGCACUCUGCUUUUAGACAUGCUCGCCUCAAACCCGGAUGCCCGGCCCCCGGCAGACCAGCUGGAGGCCAGAGUGCGAUCCGCUCUCAAAGAGGACUCCCACUGACACAAAGUGCGCUUAAGCGACCAUUAUGGCUCUUACCACUGUACCCACUACACAGAAAUAUUGACUGUGCGCCCUCGGACCACAGUGCUUCCUAUGUGUGUCAACAGGAACCACUUUGCUGCCACUGGGAAGUGGGGAUAACAAAUAUGUAUGAUUAUAUGAAAUUGAAGGUGCUAUUUCUGUCACUGAAACGCCAGUGUGGUUUAGAAAACCAUGUAGAAAAACCAGAAAAAGGGAAAAUGGGGUUGAAAUAGAAGUGGUCCCUUUUGACCCCCGAGAGCCUCUCGAGGAAAUCAGUCUAUUGGCCUUGGACCCCUGUAAUGCACUGCAGACUAAACACGCAAUGAUACUCAAGCAAGUCUUUCUAGAGAUCCAGAGGGACUCGCUGAGUUUCCUGUAAGCACCGUGCUGUUUAGGUACACAGGCGUUUGACAGAGAAAAUCUAUUUUGGUAAGUAUAGAGCAGAAAUUAAUAAAAUGGUUUGAUGUUAGUGCUUGUGAACAGACCAGUGUUUGACUGACUCGCCAUCCUGCUGUGUUUCUAUUACUGAAUUUGACAUUGAUUUUUUUUAUAUUGUUUUAACUUAAUUUGUACUGGCCUUCCUGGCCGAGGUAUUUCCACCUCAUACUGAUGUGGCAUGGAUUGAACAGUCUGCUUGGUUUCCAGAUGUAUUAAAUACGUAAAGAGAUGAAACAGAUGUCUGUCAGUUGUAAUGCCAGAAUAGAGUCCUGUAAUAAAACCCAUCUGUAACACAACUUAUCCAAAACUAUAUUGAGGGUUUUAUGUCAACAGUAGUUCAGUCGUGAGGCUGUAGUGUUUUAUGGAAUGCAUAAUACAGUGACAUGUUUCUAACAUUUGUAGUAUAUGUAAAUGAGCGGCUCCCAAAUAAUACCACCUCAAUAUAAUGAACUUGAUCUCUACACAAUCUAAAAAAAGAGUAGGAGCCAAAUGGUUGUAAGUUAGAAAGUUGUGUGAGAAUGUAUUUAUUGCAAGGCUUUAAUAUUCUAAUGUUAAUUCCGCUUUCUUUAAUUAGCUUUUUAUUGAUGUAAGAAUGCGUCUUAAGAGAUGAUUGUGUUUGACACAUUUUGCUUCAUGCUCGAGCUGAGCGAUAAGGCCAACAAUUAUUUCAAGUUUACAUCAGUCGAUAUCAAAAAUUCUCAAUAAAUGUCACAUUAUUUCUUAAGUUUAAGGACUUAAUUCUUGUCUUGAGUGAAGGCGUUGGUUUCAAGUUAUUCUAUAGGAGUAUGACCACCACUAGAUAAACAACAGAACAUUUAAACAUCUGUAAAUAAUUACAUGUUGUACCUCCUUAUUGUAUCUUCACAAUGCCUACAGAUUAUCUGUAUAUUGCUUUUUUCGAUGCUGUGAUCAUAAUUUUAUGUCCCAGCCUUUCUUUAUACAUAAUUUUAAGAACAGAUUGUGGGUCUUAUUGAGAUUUUUUUUCAUUCUCUUUCACCAGUUUCUCUUUGGUUCAGUAACAUUUUCUGCUGCUGCUUUUUAAAAGUAGAAGUUGACUCCAACUGUGUGACUGAUUCCUGUGACGUGCAUGUGUGAAACGUGCGAUCAGCGAGAGACUUGACAAUGAAAGUCGGCAAUAUAACAUCCUCUCAUUAACAGGAAAUUAAAGCAGGCAUUAGGAUUGUUGCUGAUCAUAUCAAAAACAUUUAUUACUGGCCAUCGACCUCAGUCUCUGAUCGUCCAAAUGUUUCUGCCCAUGUGACUGAAGAAAAGUUUAUAUGCAUUCCGACAUGCCGUGCCAUACACACAGACAUCGCCCGUCCUGUUCAUUUGAUUGUGAUGUUUCAGAAUCACCCCGUGGAAAUUUGGCACAAACGAUCACUUGACCUCAAGCAUGAAGCGAACUUGGUGGUUAAAGGUCACACACUUUUGGCCAUAAAUCAGGAUUGACAUGUUUAUUAUACACUUACAAAAUACCCAUAAACCUUCAUUAUAUGUAGUAGGUUCUACAGAAUAGCUGCUAUCAGACAUGCACUGUUGUAAAAACUCUGUAGAAUGUCCGAAUAAUGUGGUGCGAGAAAACAGAAGAGAUCCUCGGCAGGAUUUACAGCAAUUACAGGAUGAAGAUGUCAAGAGAGAGCUUUUGGUGAUAAGGGCCGACACUCGUGUCCUUGUGCUGUAAACAAAAACCAAUACGUUACUUCGCCAACCCUCCCCUUAAAGCAGAUUUCUGUGUUGUUGAGAAUGCGUCCGAGUGGACAAUCUCCUGCUGCAUUGUACAUGUGUGAAAGGAAGUGGUAAUUAUAAUUCUACUCAAAUGUAAUUUAAAUCAAAUAAAUGAACGAGACAAAUGAAAUUGUUAUUCAUGUUUUACAGUCUGGCAGGAAGUCGACCUCCAGGGGACAACAUUUUAGUAAAGAAAUGACAAAGCAGCAGUGAUGGGACAGUAACCACUCACCUGUUCUAUCACUCUGCCUGUGAUAAGGCUCCUGAGCUCAAUGACUGUGAUGUAGAGAUUUAAACCAGUGAGCUCGGCUUCCUCUCUCCCCGCUCAGUGAGGUGGUCUCUGACUGAUCUGUGUCAACCUGCAGUGGUAUGAGAGGGACCCCACCCCUUCUGCUGGCCAGACCUUCCUGCGUCCCAAGUCCUUUUACUGAACAGGAAUGGAGGGUUCUUUCUAUGUUUGAGUUUCGAAUGUGUUUAGUAUAUAAAGGUUUCAUACUUGUUCAUGACUCAUGGAACAUGUGUUCUGUCCACACUGGCUGACAGGUGAUGCCCCCUUCGCAGGACUUCAGUGUCAAAGAUGUUAACAAAACCACUGCAAUUUUUCAUGGUGGGUGGUGACAUGAAGGAGGGCUCUGUACUGGCAGAGGGUAUUUUUCAUGUCAGACACAUUGUAACAGGACUCAAUGAGGGCUGAGGUCCCCCCCCCAUUUCUCAGAAUAGGAAUACUAUUAUGAAGGAAUCAAUUUUCCAGCCAGAGUGGACAGGAUGAAUGAUUGCUGUGAUUAAAAUGUUCGAUGUUCUGAUGGACAUGUGAAAUAAUGUAGAGUUGUCCUCA
Molecule: messenger RNA, 4411 nt
Organism: Platichthys flesus (European flounder)
Lineage: Eukaryota; Metazoa; Chordata; Actinopteri; Pleuronectiformes; Pleuronectidae
Product: Serine/threonine-protein kinase pdik1l-B-like
Exons: 4
Coding region: 181-1392 (403 amino acids)
Biological process (GO): peptidyl-serine phosphorylation; axon extension; protein autophosphorylation
Cellular component (GO): autophagosome; cytoplasm
Molecular function (GO): protein serine/threonine kinase activity; ATP binding
Source: RefSeq, a predicted model, not a curated record